AUGGCCAUGCUGACGGGUAUCAUAGGCGAAGCGGCUGUCACUGUCACUGCGACUGACUGCAACUCGGCUUCUGGCCCUGCUCCUUCGGGCCCUGCCACUUCGGCUCCUGCCCCUUCGGCUCCUGCUACCACCGUUGUCAGCGUCUCCGUUCCUGACGUGACUUCUGCCGUUCCAACUGGGCGUCCUGAAGCUCCCAUCACUUCUUCUGCUGAGCAUACUACCACUGGACCUUCCACUGAAGCCCCCCCACCAUCGAUGUCUACUCCAGUUAGUGAGACAAAGACUUCUGUCGUUUCCCACGAGACCCCGCGUCCUACUCGCGCUUCUCCUUCUGAGACUGUCGCUACCCCAACUCCUUCUGCUAUGGCUUCUCGCCAUGUUGGCUUCAACGCAGUUCUCGCCGGUGUUAUCGGCGCUGCCAUCUUUGCAGCUUUGUAA
Trichophyton benhamiae CBS 112371 is the source of this 438-nucleotide messenger RNA. RefSeq lists its product as uncharacterized. Bases 1 to 438 code for a protein of 145 amino acids. NCBI's taxonomy places the organism in Eukaryota, Fungi, Ascomycota, Eurotiomycetes, Onygenales, Arthrodermataceae. The record is from RefSeq and is a predicted model, not a curated record. The transcript has a single exon.